CCUCCUUAUCCCUCUCGGUAAUUAGUAGGAGGAAAAAAAAAAACCUAACUACGAAAAAAAAAAAGAAUUCGAUUAAACUUCAUUCCAUCUUUCGAUCUCGAGAAAGAGAGGGAAAAUGAGCGGGAGCGGGAGCGGGAAGAAGGUGGUGGAGACGGCGGCGAAGGCCGCGAGGUCUAUGAUCGAUUGGGACGGCAUGGCCAAGGCUCUCAUCACCGACGAGGCUCGCAAGGAGUUCGCUAACCUCCGUCGAUCCUUCGACGAGGUUAACAAUGAUCUGCAGACUAAGUUCAGUCAGGAACCUCAACCAAUCGACUGGGAGUAUUACAGAAAAGGAAUCGGCUCCCGUCUGGUUGAUAUGUACAAAGAAGCUUAUGAUAGCAUCAAGAUCCCAAAGUAUGUUGACACUGUGACUCCUGAGUACAAACCCAAGUUUGAUGCUUUGUUGGUGGAGCUGAAAGAAGCCGAGCAACAAUCGCUGAAAGAGUCAGAAAGAUUGGAGAAGGAAAUUGCUGAAGUUCAAGAAAUGAAGAAAAAGAUCAGCACCAUGACAGCAGAUGAGUACUUUGCAAAGCACCCUGAGCUCAAAAAGAAGUUCGACGAUGAAAUACGAAAUGACUAUUGGGGUUACUAAACACUGGAGUUCUUUACUUGUCGCCUUGUAAUCUUUGGCGCUUCCAAUAAAAUUUUCCCUCUUCACUUUGUACUAGUGGUGACUGUUGUUUAGCUCUCGCUGGCGGACUAUUUGGAAGUUUUGCUUCAUUGUUUAUGUUAUACCUCAUCCAGCGUUGGGGCUCCCUGACGUUGAAUUCCUGCUUAAAAUGCAAGUUGUGUUUCUCAACAUCUUUCUCUGUUUACUGAGAAGGAAAUAAGAUAUGCAAGAACCACUAUAACAUGUUUUACUC
Messenger RNA from Asparagus officinalis (garden asparagus), 902 nucleotides. RefSeq names its product ATP synthase subunit d, mitochondrial-like. Gene Ontology annotation, molecular function: proton transmembrane transporter activity. NCBI's taxonomy places the organism in Eukaryota, Viridiplantae, Streptophyta, Magnoliopsida, Asparagales, Asparagaceae. Gene Ontology annotation, biological process: proton motive force-driven ATP synthesis. The transcript has 5 exons. Bases 116 to 631 code for a protein of 171 amino acids. The record is from RefSeq and is a predicted model, not a curated record.